Molecule: messenger RNA, 1767 nt
Organism: Kazachstania africana CBS 2517
Lineage: Eukaryota; Fungi; Ascomycota; Saccharomycetes; Saccharomycetales; Saccharomycetaceae
Gene: RTG2
Product: Rtg2p
Exons: 1
Coding region: 1-1767 (588 amino acids)
Biological process (GO): regulation of transcription by RNA polymerase II
Source: RefSeq, a predicted model, not a curated record
AUGUCUGCCAUAUCUGAUAACGAUACUGAAACCGAAGUUGUGUCGAGAAACUUGUGCGGCGUAGUUGAUAUCGGCAGUAAUGGUAUAAGAUUCAGCAUCUCUUCGAAAGCUGCUCAUCAUGCAAGAAUUAUGCCAUGUGUGUUUAAGGAUAGAGUGGGAAUCCCCCUAUACGACCUUCAAUAUUCCAUUGAAAAUCAAGAACAAGUUCCAAUCCCAGCUGAUAUCAUCGAUGAAGUUUGCGCUGCAAUGAAAAGGUUCAGGUUAAUUUGUGAGGAUUUUGGGGUCCCUGAAACCAGUGUGCGUGUGAUUGGUACUGAAGCUAUUAGAAACGCUAUAAACGUAGAAGAAUUUGUCAGAGCCAUAUACAGAAGUACAGGGUGGAAUGUGGAAGUUCUUUCUGCUGAAGAUGAAGUUAGAACAGGUGUAUACGGUGUUGUAUCUUCUUUUAAUAUCGUAAGUGGAUUGUACUUUGAUCUUGGUAGUGGUACAUGCAAGAUUUCUUGGAUUCAGUGUUCUGAUGGUGAAAUAUUGCAAUCCUCAACUCCUUUGACGCUACCGUACGGAUCUAGUUCACUUACUAGAAGGAUGAAAACAGAGGAUAGUAAAAAACUGUUUUUUGAAAUAAAGGAAGCUUGCCAUGAUCUGUUAACAAAGAUAAAGAUACCAGAAAGCCUAAUCAGCUAUGCAGAGGAAAAUGGUGGUUUUGAUCUUAUGACUAGAGGUGGUGGUAUUAGAAGUAUGGGCCACCUGCUAUUGGCCCAGACUCCUGAUUACCCAAUUCAAACGAUUGUCAAUGGGUUAGCUUAUCCAUAUGAUGAAUUUUCUGGUAUGUGUGAUUAUCUAUUUGUUAAAGGCAGGAUUCCAGAUACUCAAGGAACUAAAAUUUUUAAGCUAUCUGAUAAACGGGCCAAACAAUUACCUGCUGUAGGAUUGCUCAUGUCGGCUGUUUUUGAUGCCUUGCCAAAGCUUAAUACAAUAUAUUUCAGUGAGGGUGGUGUCAGAGAAGGUUCUUUAUAUUCGAUUCUACCUAGGGAAGUCCGAGCAGAAGAUCCACUGUUAAUGGCCUCUAGACCAUAUGCUCCUUUAUUAGCAUCCAGAUAUCUAGCUCUACUGGAGACAGCAAUACCUGAUGAUGACAUUCCAGAGAUCGUACGUAGCAGAAUUGCUCCUGCUCUCUGUAACCUUGCCUUUGUCCACGCAUCCUAUCCAAAAGAAUUACAACCAACUGCAGCACUACAUGUUGCAACAAGAGGUAUAAUAGCGGGAUGUCAUGGCUUAUCACAUAGGGCAAGAGCAUUGAUAGGUAUAGCCUUAUGUUGUAGGUGGGGUGGAAAUAUUCCAGAUUUGGAAGAGAAGUACAUGCGUAAUUUAGAGGCCCUUGUGCUGCGCCAUAGCUCUAAAGUGGAAGCCAAGAGGAUAGUUUGGUGGACAAAAUACAUUGGUACAAUAAUGUAUGUUAUCUGUGGUGUACAUCCUGGUGGAAAUAUCAGAGAAAAUGUUUUCGAUUUUGUUGUUUCAAAUAGAAAAGAGGAAGCACUAAAUAUCAGCAGUUUAACCAUCAAGAACGAACACGAGAACGGCAAUGAAAAUAUUACUAAACACAAGCCUCGCGAAAUUGAAGUUUAUGUACGAAUAAGCAAAGAUGAACUGAAAACAAGUGCUAGUGUCCGUGCAAGAAUUAUUCAGCUACAGAAGAAAGUUAGGAAGCUGUCUAAGGGAAAUUUUGAGAGAGUAAAAAUUGGCGUCAAGUUUUACGAAGAGUACUGA